This is a messenger RNA of Aphanomyces invadans, 1379 nucleotides long. RefSeq lists its product as hypothetical. Lineage: Eukaryota; Oomycota; Saprolegniomycetes; Saprolegniales; Verrucalvaceae. Bases 102 to 1367 code for a protein of 421 amino acids. The record is from RefSeq and is a predicted model, not a curated record. The transcript has a single exon.
CUUCAUUGCAAUAAAAAUAUAGCACUCACCGGAAACAUGACAAUCGCCCAGUGGGCAGUUUCACAGGCCACCAGCGCGACCGCAAAUCUUCCGACGACGGGAUGGUCACCAGACAGAAACAACGGCGGGAACGAGGCAUGCACGCCUCCAACAACGACCUGCCAGCGCAUGCCAGCCUUGCCACGAGACAGCGACCGAUGAGCCACAAACUUCCCAAACAAGCCAUUGAACUACCGAUGGAGCAAUCACCUCGCCAAGCAGGGGCUAUGAGCCCACCGCCAAAUCCUCGACUCAAGAAACGACAGUGGCUUGCGACUUGUGGAACGAUCUCCCCCGUCUCCAAGCGCCGCCCAGUUCUGUGCCGUAAUAACAACAUCCCCAUGGUACCGUGGCAUGUGUACGAAGACGUGUCCAAUCGGUGCGACGACUUGGAAAUCGAAUAUGCGAUUUUGCAGCGCCAUUUACACUCGAAAGACUUGCGCAUCGCUGAGCUUGAGACUUCGCUGGGCGAGUUAAAUGCCACGCACCACACCCAACUCCAAGUUACAUGUGACCGCAUGGAGCGACUGCAGGCACAAGUUGACGUAUUGACGCGCGACAAGUGUCGCCUCACGUCCGACCUGGAAAAAGCAGCGGCGGUGGAACCGCAGCUCACUCGAACGCAGCACUACAUGGAAGCGAUGCAUGAUGCAAUGAUGGACAUGGAGUUUGAAUUGAUGCGGCUUCGGGAGGAAUCGGCACGGCUCUUGACAGCAUCGAGUGCGAAGAGCCAAUCGAACGCGAUCCAGCGGGAGCUGCGAAGCCUCAAGAAGCAGCGGUGUGUCUCCCAGAGCAAGUGGCUGUGUGACGGCGACGAUGAAGACGGCCACAUCACGGACAUGAACCACGACGGUGCCUUUCAACGAGACGCGCACGAUGACGCCGCAGACAACCACACGGAAGCUACUGUUGGGGACGAAUGGCAGUCGACGCAGUCGUCGAGUAGUGGUGUCGGUGGGGGCGACGGUGUUGCCGACCUCCGCGAGAUGGAUUUCCUCGACGUGGCUGAUCAAGUCGUGCUUUACGCCGCCGAAAUGACCGCGGCGCAGCUGGACCUGUGCACGGCCAUGGAGGCGCAACUGCAAGCCGACAUGUGGCAGUACGAGAAGCUCUUGGUGGAGGAGGCUAUGACGGCACAAAGACUUCCGACACACGUCCCUGUCCCGCACGCCGGUGCCGCAGCGCCGCCGCCUCUGCCCGAUGUCGACGCGCUGCUGUGUGAGAUCCUCACACUUUUGUACUCAUCUCUUGCCCCAUCGACAAGUCGUCACGCGGCCGUCGCGCGCGGCGUGGCUGGGUCGCCUGUUUCCACAAUUGCUCGUAUUUAAUCGAAUGUACCA